This is a messenger RNA of Acanthoscelides obtectus, 826 nucleotides long. The record is from the annotation of a GenBank genome assembly. NCBI's taxonomy places the organism in Eukaryota, Metazoa, Arthropoda, Insecta, Coleoptera, Chrysomelidae.
CGCAAACUGUAUGGGUAAUGAUGAAUGUCCAUUGACAUUAGAUGAUGCUGGCGGCGUUUUAGGACAUGCAUACUUUCCUGACUCUAGCGGCACCUGUAGAGAAAUCCAUUUAGAUAUAAAUGAACGCUGGUAUUUUGGAAAUAAUCCUAAUAUACCCAAAAAUCAAACUAGUUUUCUUAUGGUGUUGGUUCAUGAAAUUGGACAUGCCCUCGGCAUAGCACAUAGUGCUUCUCCGAAUGCUAUUAUGUUUGCCUUCUAUCAGCAUGAGAUUCGUGGUCUAGAUGUUGAUGAUAUAAAUGCAGUACAAUAUCUAUAUGGAAGAAAAAACAAAUAUGAUUCAAUCCCAACGUCUACCACCGCAUCAGCAAUACCAAAAACAACAACAACUAUAAGAUCUACAACUCAAGGCAGUAAUCCGAGAACAUUAGAUCUGUCUCAAAAUAAAUCUAGUCCAUCAGAUAAUGACGGAAUAACUCUUGUAAUAAACAAUCUACAACAGGAGUAUUUUAAAGCUCAGGAAGCCCUUAAAGAAAAUGUCGGCCCUGACCUAGGUAAUGCAGAUUUUGUUACAGAAAUAAUAGAUAACACCGAUAUUUGGGGUGUUUUAGAAUUGACCAAGGUGGAAUUCACCAUUCCAUCGGAGCACGUUCCAGUAAGGUGCCUAGCAAACUUUCAGUCUGUUUGCGGUUGCGUCCACCCUCUGGAGUUCGCCUCCCUGCGGACACGGCAUCCUGGGGGGUUGAUAAAGUAUGCUGCGCAAAGCAAUACGAAUAUCAAAUAUGUUCAAAAUACGGGUUUUGCUAAGACCGAUGAAAGCCUUUUCUAG